Klebsormidium nitens is the source of this 3082-nucleotide messenger RNA. The record is from the annotation of a GenBank genome assembly. NCBI's taxonomy places the organism in Eukaryota, Viridiplantae, Streptophyta, Klebsormidiophyceae, Klebsormidiales, Klebsormidiaceae.
CUGCGCAUGACCACCUCAGGCUCCGGCCGGCGUCUGCACUUCCCUCGCUGAGCUCAACGUACCUACUUCAAGUUCACGGCCCGAGAAGGGCCCGAGGGUCAGAUUCUGAUUGCCAUGGCCGGGCCUGGCCUCUGAUCCGCUCCUCUGACCCGCCCUGCUCGUGCCUGCUCCUGCCGGGGCGCGCCAUGGCUGGCGCUGCGGACGGCGGCCUGGUGGCCGCGGUGGAGGCGCUGUUUGCGGCGUCCGAGAGCAGCGUGGUCACGGCGGUGCGCCUGGCCAAGAGCGCGCCCGCGUCCGCCUGGAACCUCAGCGUGCGCAGGAACCGGGUGACCAGCAAGCCGCGCGUGCUCGCCGUCACAGCCAAGCGCUCCCCGGCGACGCAGCGCUUCAAAGUCAACCUGCACGUCAUCAAACAGAGCAAUGCGGGGCUGCAGGUGUCCAAGACGUACAAGCUGAAGCACCUUGUCAAGAUUGAGGCGCUACCCGGAGAUGCGGCCGCCCUUUCUUUCUUCCUGAGAUUUGACAAUGCCAAACCAGGGAUCCCCGUGCCACAGUGGACUGCGCGCACGCCGGAUGACAGGAACCUGCUGGUGGUUACCUUGCUGCGCCUCUGUCGAGAGAAUGGCCUCAAGCUGCCCGUCGUCGUGGGCCUCGACGUUGUGGAGAUGGCGCUCUGGGCCCAGGCGCACGCUGCCCCGCUGCCCGCCGGGGCGCCCGAGCUGGGCCCGCCCAUGGUGGCGGGGGUGGGCGUGGCGGUGGGCGGCGGCGCGGAGGGCGGCGCGGCGGCGCUGGUGGGCGUGGGCCCCGCGGAGGCGCUGGUGAGCGCGGAAGAGGAGGCGGGCAUGGCCGCGCUGCUGGGCAGCUACACGCUGGGCAUCGGGCAGGCGGAGGCGUUCAGCGAGCGGCUCCGGCGCGAGCUGGCGGCGCUGGAGGCGGCCAACGUGCACGCAAUCCUGGAAAGCGAGCCGCUGGUGGACGCGGUGCUGGCCGCGCUGGACGAGGCGGCCGGGCGCGCGGACGACAUGGACGAGACGCUGGCCGUGUUCAACACCAAGCUGCGCCACAUGCGCGAGGACAUUGAGGCGAUUGAGCUGCGCAACAACCGGCUGGAGCAGCAGGCGGAGAACAACGGCGCGCUGCUGGCGGAGCUGGCGGCGCUGCUGGCCCGCCUGCGCGUGCCCCCCGAGUUCUCUUCGCUGCUGCUGGGGGGACCCUUUGAGGAGCCGUGCAUGGCGCAGAACAUGGAGGCUGCGCGCUGGCUCACGCAGGCGCGCGCCGCGCUGGAGCCCCCUGCGCUCCCCGCCCAGUACGCCGGCAUGCAGGCGGUGCGCGAGAAGCGCGCGGAGCUAGAGCGGCUGCGCAGCACGUGGGUGCGCCGUGCCACCGACUUCCUGCGCACCUACCUCGCCGCCAUUGCCGACCCCCUGCUGGCCAACCGGGCCGCCUUCUCCCAGCGCGGCGCCCUCAAGCGGCCAGACCACUCGGAGCUGCGCUAUCGCUGCCGCGCCUACGCGCCCCUGCUGCAGCACCUCAAGGAGCUGGACCCCGCGUGCCUGCCGCCCCUGCGCCAGGCCUACUGUCACUCCCUGAAUAGCCUCCUGCGACGCGAGGCGCGCGCGUUUGCGGAGGAGCUGCGCGCCAGCAGCAAGCUGGUGCGCACGACCAACUCGUGGCUGGAGAACCUGGCGGGGGCCGCCAACGGCACGGGGGGGCCCGCGCUUUCGCCCGCAGGGGAGGCCUACACUACUAUGCUGCGCACGUUCGUGCCGCUCAUCGUCGACGAGAGCAAUUUCUUUGCGGGCUUCAUGUGCUUCGACGUGGAAGCGCCCAGCCGCACGCGCAGUGACUCCCUCAACAUCGACCUCUCCGACGACGAGACCGACGCGCCUGCCGCCCCUGAUGGCAAGACUGUGGUGGUGGCGCGCGGCGUGGCGGAGCAGGCGGCGCUGGCGGCGGGGCAGGGCGCACUGGUGGCGGGGCUGUCGGAGGACUUCGUGGGGCUGGUGGACUGGGCGUGCCGGCUGGACGCGGUGCAGGCCAUCACGCUGGACGGCAUCACCGAGGCCUGGCUCGCCUCCCAUGGCACCGCCGACCACGGCAGCCCCGCCAUCGCGCAGCUCCUCGCCGACUGCGCCGACAGGAUCCGGGCCAGCUGGGCCAAGUUCAUCGAGGAGGUGACGCACCAGAUCGAGCGGUACGAUAAGGGGCUGAAGCAGGCGGGCGUGCUGCCGUACAUCCCGCGCUUUGCGCUGCUGGCGGGUCGCAUGGAGCAGCUGGUGCAGGGCGGCGCGCGCGACGCGGUGGACGGCGCGUACGAGCGGCUGGUGGGCACCAUGUUCGCCGUGCUGCACCGCAUCGCCGCCGCGGACCCCAAGCACGCGCCGAUCCUGCUGCUCGAGAACUACGCCGCGUUCCAGAACAGCACCUUCGACCUCGCCAACAGCGUGCCCGCCCUCGCCGUCUUCUACCAGCAGGCCAGCGACGCCUACGAGCAGGCCUGCGCCGACUACGUCCACGCGGCCAUCGCCUACCAAUUCGGGAAGCUGUUCCAGUUCGGCGAGCGCAUCAAGGCCCUCGACGUCCGCCCCGAGGAGGUGCCCUUCUCGCCCGGCUUCAGCAAGGCGGACCUGCGCAAGCUGCUCAAGAGCACGCUCGCCGGGGUGGAGAAGCAGCUGGGCGGCAUGUACAAGCGCAUGGCCAAGCACCUGACCGCGGACGACCUGCUGCCCAGCCUCUGGGACAAGGCCAAGGAGGAGUUCCUGGCGCAGUACGAGGACCUGGAGGCGCUGCUCGCGCAGUGCUACCCCAGCGAACAGCUCAGCCCCUCCUCCCCGGAGAUGCGCGAACUGUUCCGAACAGUGUGAUGCUGCCUUAUGCUUCGGGAUCGUUGUGUACCAUACUGUGCAUACAAGUGCAAGCGCAUAUUGUCAAGGCCAAAUCCUCACGUCCAUGCCAUCUGGUAGUUCGUGGGCAUGACGCGUGGGUCGAUGGGAAACAAUCGUCAGAAUGCGACCGGUGCGUCGAGCCUGGUCCAAUCUGCAGCUUGUCAUUGAAAUCCAUGUGCUGAAGUUCUUAUGCAUUG